Messenger RNA from Fraxinus pennsylvanica, 1089 nucleotides. Lineage: Eukaryota; Viridiplantae; Streptophyta; Magnoliopsida; Lamiales; Oleaceae. The record is from the annotation of a GenBank genome assembly.
AUGGAGUUCCCGUUGGUGUCACGGGCUCCGAAUCCCCCGGUAACUUGGUUUUGUAACUAUGAGUUGCCGGCGAGAAUAAUAGAGAUGAAAAAGAAGAAGGGAGUAUUGGCAAAUAGUGGGGUGGUGAGGGCGGAGAGGAGUGGUGGUGCUGGUGGAAAAGCGGUGGAGAGAGAAGAAAGAGACAGUCGGGUAUAUAGGACGGGUUCCGGUAUGGAGGUUACCACAUUUAAUGAGAGCUUUAACGAUGCUGAAUUUUCAGUCUGGGAAAAGAUUGGAACUGUUGUUAGACUAAGUUAUGGAAUUGGAAUAUACGGCGCCAUGGCUUUGGCAGGAAGUUUUAUAUGUUCGAUCACUGGAAUUGAUACCUCGGGAGGAUUUGAUCUAUCAUUAGAUGCCAUUGUGGAGGGAUUGGGAUAUGCAGCUCCUCCUAUAAUGGCCCUUCUAUUUAUUCUAGAUGAUGAAGUUGUAAAAUUCUCACCUCAUGCCCGUGCAAUCAGAGAUGUAGAGGAUGAGGAGUUACGGAGCUUCUUUUACGGAAUGUCACCAUGGCAGUUUAUACUCAUUGUUGCUGCAAGCUCUAUUGGAGAGGAGCUUUUCUACCGUGCUGCUGUUCAGGGAGCCUUGGCUGAUGUAUUUUUGAGGAGCGGUGAUUUGGUUGGAGAUGCUCGAGGAAUGACAUCUCUGGCUGGUGUGCUUCCUCCGUUUGUACCAUUUGCACAGGCAUUUGCCGCUGUCAUCACUGCUGCUCUUACAGGUUCACUUUACUAUAUGGCAGCCUCUCCGAAAGACCCCACCUACGUAGUUGCACCAAUACUGAAGUCCCAUUCCGGCCGCAAAGAACUGAAAAAACUAUUUUCAGCCUGGCACGAGAGGCGGCAAAUGAAGAAGAUAUACUCUCCCUUACUUGAAGCAUUUCUUGCUCUUUAUCUUGGAUUCGAAUGGAUCCAGACGAAUAAUAUUCUGGCACCUAUUAUAACACACGGUAUAUACUCGGCCGUCAUCUUGGGCCACGGCCUUUGGAAAAUUCAUGAUCACCGACGAAGACUCCGCCAGAGAAUUCAACAGCUUAAACUAGAAGGUAAAGAUUGA